Messenger RNA from Rhagoletis pomonella (apple maggot), 452 nucleotides. RefSeq lists its product as uncharacterized. Gene Ontology annotation, molecular function: protein dimerization activity. The transcript has 2 exons. Bases 15 to 452 code for a protein of 145 amino acids. NCBI's taxonomy places the organism in Eukaryota, Metazoa, Arthropoda, Insecta, Diptera, Tephritidae. The record is from RefSeq and is a predicted model, not a curated record.
UGGAAUUCUCGCAUAUGAGACUAGUAGCCAUUGAACAUCUGAAAGCGUUACAUUUGAAAGUUAGUGCUCUGUCUACACAGCUCGGACAAGACAUCAGUGUUACAAUAGAAAGCGAGGACAAUAGUGAGGAUACAGAUUUGCUUGGAGAACUUCUAAAUCAAAUAAGUUCAACUACAUCCAACGAUUCAUGCAUUUUAGAAGGAUAUUCAGCUAUUGAAUCAUUCAAUGAAUCAACAGACACAAAAGAAAAUUUAGCUGCCUUUUGGGAACGAAAGAAAUAUACACACAAAAACUUGUAUCAGCUUUCCCAAGUUAUCCAUGCAACUCCGGCAACGCAAGUGAGUGUAGAGCGUGCAUUUUCUACACUUAAAUACAUUGUAAACGACUACAGGUCAAAUUUAAGUGAUGAUUUGACCGAAACUAUUUUACUAUUAAGGUUAAAUAACAAAUAA